Messenger RNA from Artibeus jamaicensis (Jamaican fruit-eating bat), 3637 nucleotides. It is a transcript of the gene ACBD5, whose product is annotated as acyl-CoA binding domain containing 5. Gene Ontology annotation, biological process: autophagy of peroxisome; fatty acid metabolic process. The record is from RefSeq and is a predicted model, not a curated record. Gene Ontology annotation, molecular function: fatty-acyl-CoA binding. The transcript is spliced from 11 exons. The coding region runs from base 354 to 1856 and encodes 500 amino acids. Gene Ontology annotation, cellular component: peroxisome. NCBI's taxonomy places the organism in Eukaryota, Metazoa, Chordata, Mammalia, Chiroptera, Phyllostomidae.
ACCCGCGUCCCAAGCGCGUUGCGCUGGUGCGGACACAGCGGUCCAGUCUUGAGCACCGGGUCCUCCGCGCGUCCAUCUCUUCUUUUCCCCCUUCUCUGGCCCUUCUCAGGACACCGCCUCGUAGUUUUUGUUAACUCCUCGGCCGCCAGGCGGGUGGGUGGAGUUUGCUGCGCAGCGGCGGCACGGGCAGCGAGUGGGUCCUCGGGUGGUUCUGGGGCGGGGCUGCAGGGAGUUCAGGAGGGACAGAGAGACCCGGCCGCGAUGGGAGGUGUGUCUGCUCUGCAAGGAUUCAGCGGGUGGGAGAACGGCUUCGCGACCACCGGUGGCCGGAGCCCCAGCGCCGAUUGCUAGAGAUGGUCUUCCUGUCGUUUCAUUCAGGCUCUUGGGAAAGCUGGUGUUGCUGCUUCCUGAUUCCAGUCAACAGACCUUGGGACCGAGACUGGCGUUGGCGGCUGGAGAUGGCGGACAAGAGAUCCGUGCAUGAAACCAGGUUUGAGGCGGCGGUGAAGGUGAUCCAGAGUUUGCCAAAAAACGGUUCAUUCCAGCCAACAAAUGAAAUGAUGCUCAAGUUCUACAGCUUCUAUAAGCAGGCAACUGAAGGACCCUGUAAACUAUCAAGACCUGCAUUCUGGGAUCCUAUAGGAAGAUACAAAUGGGAAGCUUGGAGUUCCCUGGGUGAUAUGACCAAAGAGGAAGCCAUGAUUGCAUAUGUUGAAGAAAUGAAAAAGAUUCUUGAAACCAUGCCAAUGACAGAAAAAGUUGAAGAAUUGCUCCAUGUCAUAGGACCAUUUUAUGAAAUUGUAGAGGACAAAAAGAGUGGCAGAAGUUCGGAUUUAACUUCAGAUCUUGGUAAUGUUCUAACUUCUCCUCCAAAUGCCAAAACUGUUAAUGGUAAAGCUGAAAGCAGUGAUAGUGGAGCUGAGUCUGAGGAAGAAGAGGCCCAAGAAGAAGUGAAAGGAGCAGAACGAAGUGAUAAUGAUAAGAAAAUGAUGAAGAAAUCCACAGAGCAUAAGAAUUUGGAAGUCAUUGUCAAUAAGGGCUGUGAUAAAGACAGCGUUGUUCAGAAUGUGCAGAAUGCUGUCCAUGCCAGGUCUUCCCUGAGUGGCACAAGCACUGAGGAAGGCGUACCUGUACAUCAAAACUUGGAGCAAACUGGAAAACCUGCUGUCUGCAUUCACCAAGAUACAAAUGAUGAUCAUGUUGAAGAUAUUUCAGGAAUUCAGCACUUGACAAGUGAUUCAGAUAGUGAAGUUUACUGUGAUUCUAUGGAGCAACUUGGACAAGAAGAGUCUUUAGAUAGCUUUACAUCAAACAGUGGAUCAUGUCAAUAUUACUUGGGUGGCGAUCCCAAUAAGCCCUUGGAAAAUCCUGGUUUUCCUGGAGAUGUUCAAAGUUCUCCUGGAAAUGGCAACAUUGGGGAGAUGCGGAUGGUAGCGGUCGAAGGAAAAGGGGAAGUGAAACAUGGAGGAGAAGAUGGCAGAAGUAACAGUGGAGCGCCGCACCGUGAGAAACGCAGUGCGGAAAGUGAGGAAUUAUCUAAUGUCAGAAGAGGGAGAGGGCAUAGGACGCAACAGUUGAGCGAAGGAACCAAGGGUCGGCAAGUGGGAAGUGGAGGUGAUGGGGAACGCUGGGGUUCAGACAGAGGGGCAAGAGGCAGCCUCAAUGAGCAGAUUGCUCUCGUGCUCAUGCGACUGCAGGAGGACAUGCAGAAUGUCCUGCAGAGACUUCAUAAACUGGAAACACUGACGGCUUCACAGAAAACUGAACUGAAGAAAAUGGCAUUUUACUCCAGAAGACCACUGGGCUUGGAUGACCUUGGAAUGAAAUGGAUUGUGGAGCUCACAGGAAAAUCCUAGUUUGUGAUGAUUACGUUUCUUUUUGUUGUCCAGUAGUUUGUUUUGUGUACAUAUAUACAUAUGUAUUUUGCACUACACAAAUGAUAACAUUUUAAGGACUAAUAUUACUGAUACUUGAAUAAUCAAUCUCAACUAGGUUGUAGGUAGCGUACAUAGAUUCCUCCUACCCUGGAACUUGAAGGACAUUAAAUUAUUAAUUAUUGUUUGGUAACACGUUUACCUGAUUUUCUCCCAUAGAGAAAAAUAAGCUGCUUAGGUACAGUUGUGAUAAUGAGAUCAGAUUUAUAACUGGGCAUUUUUCAUUUUGUAAAUUAAAUAGGAGAAAGAAUGCAAAAUAGGAGUGAAUUUCAAGUGAAGUUAAAUUGACUGCAUUCCUUAGUCACUUAAGUUAACAUGCCUGGGAGUGGAAGAUAUCUAUAAUCUUUGUUGGGUGUUCACAGCUCUGACUUUAGCAUUCAAGCAAUAUUAUUAUAAACUAGAGCCGUAUAUCUGAGGCUUAGUUUUUACGAAUGAUUCAGACUAGACAUAUAACCUGCUGAUGAAAAAGAUGAAGAAUGGGCUUAAAGUAGGUUUGAAAGUUUGUUCUGAGCCUGCAGAUCAUUAAUAAGAUUUUUAUUCAAUCCUAUACAUUUACCCCUUUGUAAUCAUUUGUCUUUAACUGAGGAUAUCUUGUUUCUGCUUCAUCGGGUGCUUUGAAAUACAAAAUGAAAAACUUACACUGUUUUUACAAAGGUCAAAAAGGACACACAUGAAAAUUACUUUUCUGCAACUGGCGAACUACACAGACUGGACUCCUAACCUCUUAGUGCCUCAGACUUCCCUUUGGGGUAUAAUAUUUGCGAGAUACCUAUUUCACGGGGAUAUUAAAAGGAUUUGCAAGCUAGCAGGAUAUGUGCUUCCUUUUGAAUAAGGCAUACCCAACUAAUGUAAAUUUAAGUUUCUUUCCCACACCUCUCACGUUUAAACUAAAAGGAAAACUGUAAUUUAGAUCCUUGAAGGCUUUGUUUGGAAUUAUUUUUCCUGUGUACCUGCUCAUUUAGGUGUACUUUGUACUUUAAAGAUAUCUCUGGUUCAAAGAUUUAGUAACGAAUGUUUUAAGCAUUUUGGGUUUGUGUGACAUUUGGUUUAGCAUCACGUGUUCGGAGUGUUUGCCACAACAGAGAGAGUGAUCCAUCUCUUAUAUGGAGAUGGUUCUUCAUUUGCCUGAAGAAAAAAGUUAAGAAACAUUUUGCUUUUCCCAAGACUCUUUUUUCUACAUUUUUUCUUUCAUGUAACUUGAUCUUUUUCAUUUUUAAAUCCCAUCUUGAUUAAAAUGUGUCUGUCUAGGGGGAUGUACUGAAAUUGGUUUUUAAAAACUCCUCCAUUUAGGAAAAAAAUAGAGUUUAGACCUGUGGAUCAGGGAUUAUUUAAAAAAAUUAGAUUGUCAGCUUAAAAUAUCAAAAAUUAAUAUCAGAAAAGGGUGGCUUUUCUCUUAGUAUAUGAAGGAAUAAAAUGCAAAUUAAGAAUGUAAGCAGUUAAAUAAAAAAGAAAAAGAAGAAUGGAAGCAGUGGUGAUUUGUUAUGAGCAGUUGGCGCUUACUAACUCUAAAGGUGAACUAUUUGUAUCCUAUUCCAAAGUCUUAUUUUAUAGUUUGAAAAGCACUUUGCACACAGUUCUUGUAUAUACAAUUAAAGAUGUAAUUAUAGGAUAUAUAGUGUUUUGGCUUUGUUUAACAUGAACCUCAUUUAAAAUUUUAAAUUGACAACUAUGGUAUUUUUUUUAAUGAUCUAUAUUUCUUUUCG